Haplochromis burtoni (Burton's mouthbrooder) is the source of this 16743-nucleotide messenger RNA. RefSeq names its product D-ribitol-5-phosphate cytidylyltransferase. Gene Ontology annotation, molecular function: D-ribitol-5-phosphate cytidylyltransferase activity. Lineage: Eukaryota; Metazoa; Chordata; Actinopteri; Cichliformes; Cichlidae. The record is from RefSeq and is a predicted model, not a curated record. Gene Ontology annotation, cellular component: cytosol. Gene Ontology annotation, biological process: isoprenoid biosynthetic process; protein O-linked glycosylation via mannose.
GCAGCGGGAGCUAUCCGACCUCUUGUUUCCACAGUAAUCGCCACCACAUCCGAGGGCUACCUAGACCACUCUUUGGAGAGAGCCAAGUACAGAGCCAGCGAGAUGCCUCAAGGAUUUACAUAUGAUGUCAUCUCUCAGGCCUAUCAGAGGUGCAGUGAGUCAGACUUCGAGUUUGGCACAGAGUGUCUCCAUCUGGCUCUGCAGUACUGUGGCACCAAUGCCAAGCUCAUUGAGGGUCCGCCAACACUGUGGAAGGUGACCUACAAACGGGAUUUGGCUGCCGCAGAGUCCAUUAUCAAAGAGACUUUAUCACGUUCAGCAUGCGUUAUCACAGGUGGAUUGGCAGAAGCUGUGAACCUGGCAGAUGCUCUUCGGAAGGCUGUUGGAGCUCUGGAUAUGGAGUUGGACAUCGUCCCAGAUCUAAUGGGAGACAACGCCAGGUGUCUGUUAAAGGAGUGGAACUUCAUCCAAGUUUCUGUCAGUCACUCAUGCUUGUCUGAAGUGGAGGCGAUACUUGUGGCUUUAGAGGCAGAAAAUCGAGCUCUUCUCCACCCGGUGGUUGUUAUUUGGGUGCACUUCAGCAGGACUGAUGAGCUCCCUGUCAGCGAGAGAGCGCCCACGGCAAUCAUGGAGUUGGCCUCAACAGCCAAGCACAGAAAUAUUCUCAUCUAUGGCAUCCAGCUUAAACAGUCAGAGGUAAUGUUGCUGUCUUAUAUCAGCCAUCUGUACAUUUUAGGAUGCACACACAUCCUCAUUUGCAUUGGAAUAAAUGUGCCCAGUAGUGCGACUAAGAGGAUGGAUAGAAACUUUAAAUCCUCUGUUAUAUGAGUUGUUUUUUGAACUGAAUGACAGGGAUGAAAAAUAUGCAGAGGUGCUUUAGGUCCAAAGCACUGUGCAGUUCGAAUGAAGUACAUGUAGGCCAAGUCACAAGAGUUAACCUGAUGUGGGGAUCCUAUGUAAGGCCCUCCAAAUGUGUACUGGAGUCAUUAGGAUGGAUGUGGCUGACAGACUUGACCUGAAAUCCAUAUCUGACUUCUUACUUAUUGCAGGAUUAUAUAAGAAGAAAUUAUUCUUCCCCCACAGUGAGAAAUAUCAAGAUUCAUGCUACUAAAGCCAUCAAAUCAAAUCACUGUUUUUGGGCCAGAUGUAUAAAGCAAACCUAAGACAAUAUAAAUGAAUAUUCAUGGCGUUAUUGGCCUUAAAUAUGACAUUCGUUGUGAUUCAUGUUCCUGACAAAUGAGGUUUCUUGGCAGCUGCAUCACUUCACAAAUAAAUGGUAAAAACCUCUUUGCCUCAGGCAAGAGGAUGUUUGAGCAUGUCGGGUUUGUUCACAGUGGUGAGAGGAAAAAGAAGAAGAAGAAAAACGUGAUGGGUGAGCUGGUUUUGUUCGUGGUCAGUAAGAUGGUAUGUCGCAUCAGGUCUUGACACCGCACUGUUGUUUAAUUAAAAAGAGAUGUUUUGUUUUCUCGGUAGUGAGGCAUGCAAAAUGUCGCUGCCCCACAUGUGAGAUUGAUUCUACUAUCGGAUGUUGGAUAUCAUGGUUUUCCUGAGAAUUGCGAAGAGUAAAGUUGUUAAUUAGUCAUCCUGUUUAACUCCUUAGAGAGAAAAGAGGAAAGGGAAAGGGAGUGACAGAGAUAAUGCGCGUUUUGCCAUGAUAAAGUUCUUAUCGUUAUGAGAUAGUGGAACAACAGAAUACAACCUCCUAUAAAUCACUGAUAGUUUUUUGUCAUAAUGAGGAUAAUUCUUCCCAGAUGUCCUUAUUCAUACUUGCGGCGAUGCCUGCCAACACACGCUCCAUCAGCCGUACACCUUAUAUGAAUAUUGCUUUUAUACCUAAGUUUGCUGCAUGUCUUUGACUUGAAUAAAAAAUAUCUGAAAGCAGACACCACUAUUAACAUUGCCGUUAAUUUGAUUUUAAUAUUAGUGAAAGAUUCAUUAGCUCCACGUGGAUUAUUAGUCUUUAAAUAAACAGAGCCAUUAAAAAAGAAGCUGGGGUGGCAUGAAUUCACAUGAGUGAACAUGUAACUAUUGUUAGUAUCUUUGCCAUGAUUUUCAGAAUUUUGUCAUCCAGAGAAUUAUGAUGUCUACAGUUUGGUCGCAUGAAGACGAACAUGUUGUGUUUUCCCCAUGACAACAUGGUCUGGAUUGCAUUUUCUGUUCCUUGCAAAGAAAGGUCAAGUUUUCCUGUUUGGAUUUCUCAGAAUGUCUUUGUAAGGGAAGCCAGUGCAGACUGCAAACAUUUAGUUAUGCCUCUGUCUACAGCUUUAUACAUAUAUCUUCCCUGUGACACUUGAUAGCUUGCUCUCUAUUAUUAAACAUAGUUAGUGUGCAUUUUUUGCUUUUUAUGACUCUGUGUAUGUGUAGAAAUUUCACCACUACCAUGCAAUUUCUAAAGAGUUCCCUCCAUUCUGUACAAAACAACUCAGUGGUCUAAAUUCUAUCUCGCUAAGAGAAUGCCUGGCUGUCCUGGAUCCUAAGAUUGGAUGGAGGUUAUCUUGCUUGUUAAACUAUUGCCAGUAACCAAUAAUCAGCUUAUUGCAAGUAGGGCUGAUGUGCUGAUUAAAUGUCCAAAGUAAAUCACAUAAGGACCCAAAAGACUUGUCUCGUCCUUUAUUAUCUUUAAGAUGAACAAAAUUAGUAUUUCUUCAGCCACUGUCCAAAUUGUUAUUUUUACACAUCCGUAUUGAUUUCAACCCAAAAUUUCACAAUUGGUGCUUUCCUGUGCAGUAUUAUGAGGUCAUGUUGUACAAAUCAGAUACACAAUCUGUCACAAUUUGAACUAUGACUACUGUUAAUGUGUGUAACAGUAAUGAUGAAGGAUUAUACUCCUGUGUUAUCAGCACUGAGGUGUUCCUGGAGAAGAUGGAUAGCUGCUCUAGGGGACAGCAAAUCAACCAGAAUAAAUUAUUGUGUAAAAAAAAAUCAUAUAUACACGGAGGGGAAAAAACUACAAAACUGCUGAUGCUUUUUUGCUGACCUGUUGUUUUAAGGUUUGGACUCAUUUUGGUGUCUAAAAACCACUAAUUUACUUCAUUUUAAUUUUGCCUCCUUGUUGUCUUACUGAAAGAAGAUCAGCACAAGGGGUGUGUUCAGUCUAAAACUACAGCCAGGAGUAGGUUAGCUUAGCUUACCUAAUAGUAGAAAUAUGACUAAACUCUAAAGCUCAAAGUGCAAAGUCUAAGUUCAUAGGUCAACACGUUUCUUUAUUCUAUGCAAAAAUUUGAGUUUUACUUACUUGAUAAUUAGCCAGGCUAACACUGCAAUUAGUAUCAAAAAAAUCCUUUAAAGUAAACAAUCUGUAAGGACAUAGUGUUAAAACACUAAUGCUGGUAUUGAAAAUUAAAAAUAAUAAUGAAAAUAUCAAGGAUUCAUUAUAGAAAAACUGAACAGGUACAUUAUGAGAAUGUGUUUAGUUAUAAUUUCUCUUCAGUGGAGUUUAACCUUUAGGAUGUUACUACAAAGUAACGUGGUGCUGUAUACUGCUGACCAGAAUACUGUUCUGUGAGAAAUGUGAAUAUUAGAGCCACAUUCCAGUGAAAAUAUUUAUAUAAACACUUUACAAAAAACGUAACAACGCUUUAUAAAUUUAAGAUGUUGUAGCUUUAUUCUCAAUUUGCCAUCAAUAGUAAAAACAUGUGUAGCAUCACCACAGUGUCUAUUUUCCAAUUUUUUACACGCAUCAUUGUUAAUCGUCCAUAAAUUUUGGGUGCCUUUUGUUCCUCCCUAAAUGAUUUCAUCCUUUACUCUGACAUGACUGCUCGUUGUCAACUGCACACAAGUGAAAAGCACAACUGGGGAGUGCAUUUAAGUGUCCCUCACUUCUCAUUAUGCAUCGCACUGAGGAAUUAUUGGACGCACCCGCUGCUUUGGAAAAGAAAAGCUGUUUGGCUAAUUGAAUUUUAACCUUUUGACAGCUAAAAUGCAUGAGCACAUGGAAUUGUGCUCGUCCCAGUGAGGUUGGAAAACUGAUCCACCUCAUUGACCUUCGGUGAUGUCUUUUUGGAUAAAAAGUGUGUUUUUCUUAAAUGAGGCCCGAUUGUGGUUUUACUUUAUAACACCCAGCCGCUGAAGCACAAUGCAUCCAGCAGCACGUUGCCAUGCAUGGUACUUCGCUUUGUCAACAGGAGAGAGUGAAAUGGAGUCUUUGGGCAAUGAACGGCACUCUCUCUGAAAGGAUCAAAGAGCUUCUCUAGAGCUCUUUUCCGUUUGUGCUGUUGCCUCUUUGAAGAUGCCCACAAGCCAAACAUCAGGUGCAACAAUGUGUGAAAACCUCAAACCGAUCUGAAGACGUUGGCUGAGAAUGCGAAGACACCGGAUCCUCAUAAACUAACACGAUGUUGUGAAAACGGUGACGGUAUAUGCUAUCGGUGUCUGCUGUGUUGAUAGGAAGUGUCAUUGGAUCCUUUCUCGCACAGGGUCCUGGUGACUUGUCAUUUGUUGAAAAGGGAGUUGUCUCAGUGAUAUAUGGGUGUUGUAAUCCCUGCAGUGAGAGCCCUGAUGUUUACCCAACCCCAUAUUUCCUCCUCCUCAAAGAGCCCGAACCGGGAACCCUAAACCUGAGAAGAGAUUAGCCGGCCAGGAAGAAAAGAGAGGGAGAGAAAGGAGAAGAGGGAGGGGAGGGAAGAGGAAAAGAAGAGGACUCUAUAGGCCUAUUCUCCUCUACCUGUUCAGAUCUAGGUCUGAAAGGCAGACAGGUGAAACCGUACACGACCAAGUGAAAAUCUUGCUGUGACGCCCGUGGAGUUGUACUCCUGCUGAAGUCGGGGGGAGAUUAGAGAAGGCUGCUGUCUCUGUGUUUUCAGCUAACUCCUGACUAUUUCACAUCCUAAAUCCAACAGUUAUUCUGUGCCGAAUAAAAGAAUGGUUUUUCAUGGCGAUGCAGAGCAUUGGAUAAGAGGAAACAAGUUCAGUGAACUGGAUAUCUCUACUAACCACAUAUUACAAAAUCUUUGAGUUCUUAAAUGAUUUUUUAAAGAGCUGCGGUCAGCAGAUAAAUCUGAGGGGCGGCAGUGGCUCUGGUAUCAAGCCAAAGCGUUUAGGAACUAUUAUGAUUGAUGAUCGAUGUAAACAAGGGUAUUUAUGCUUGUCAAAAAAUGAAGUAAAUGUAGCCAGGAAUGUGCAGGGUUGUUUUACUACACAAACGUUCCUACCUUCGCCCAUUAGUAACAGUGUCUAGGUUUUUUUUUUUUCUUUAAGGUUUUAAAGAUAAAAUUGUUUUCUAAAAAUCCUGCUAUGCUAGAUGCCAUAAUACUACCCAGGACUAAUGUGACUUGAUGAAAAGUUAAGAGAUCAGUAAAUCACAAUAUAUACCAAAUUUUAUUAUAACUACUUUGGUUCUUACUGGUACUUUUUAGUACAAAUACCAGCCUAAUAGUAGUCCUACUGAAAUAACUGGAUGGCAACUAUAGCUGAUGUUUAAAAAAAGAAGAAGCAAGUGGAUCACCAGACAUUAGAAACAAACAAGUGAAGCUCUUUUCGUGACAUCUCUGUGUUUACCUGCUGUUAGGGUCAAGAGAAAUCAAGGAUGGUUGCUGUCUCCGCUCACUGCUAACCUUUCUGUUAGAUGUGACUGGUGUCUGGUGUUAAUUUUUCUGUUGGAACGUUAAAUGUAUUCAAUUAUAACCUACGAUUGCAUGCAGUAGUCUCCUCUGAUAUUUUAGUCCAGUUGAAAAUAAGAGAUAAAUUGUGAGUUAAAAUAAUAAACACUAAGUAACAUCAUAUAACUUAAUCCAAACAGUGCAGAAAACAACACAGAUAAGAAAUGACGUGGCAUUACACAAAUCUGUUUAUUGUUACCAAAAUGUUUCUGAGACACAUUUGGCAGGUCUUUCAGUGGAUUCAGAGAGUAAAAGUUCAGUAUCCACCCUGCCCCUUCACAUAAUUCUUCCCCUGUUGUUGUCUAAGUAGUUGUCUUUCUUCUGACAAUUAUGUCGUUUUUACUUUAAGAUCCUUCUGGAAAAGUGGAUGAGAGCACUUGGCUCCCUCAGUUGAAUCCUGACAUCUCCAUAAAGACAGAAGCCUGGGAUCACUCCCCUCUUAGUAAUGUAUUUGUAGAGUUAGGGUCGAGCCAUUCGCUGCCUUGACAUGUGCAGAAUAUCAAGCUUGAUCUUCCACGCUGAGUGCUCCAGAUGUGUGUUGGUAUGUGUGAAACUUGACCGCUGGAGUUUGGCUCAAGGAAUUAGACAUACCAAAGCGGUGUUUACUCAGCUUUGAUUUCAUAGAUUAAAAAGACCAGCAGCGUUGUGUUUGGGUUGAUGUGUCUUGAAUCAGGGAGAAUCUUGCAGACAAUUGGAAAAUGUCAUUCCAAGAGGGAAUAUAUUUGAAACAGAGAGUUUAUUCUUAUGAAGAUCGGUUUAAGCCAGUUCUUCACAAUGAGUUUGUAAACAUUCAGUCACGCAGAGAAAGAGCCGAACAUACAUGUAUAUUUGUUUUGCCACUUGGUUUUUAGGCCUUUCUGACCACCCACGGUAGUCCUGGUUUCAGUUUACUUCCAGUUAUGUGGUGGGGAAGUGCAGCUCUGCUGAAAUUAUGCUUUCAGUUAACGGACCUCAUCAAGGUUUGUUUUUGUGCCACUCACCUUCUUACUCUACUCGUGCUUUUAUUUGCAGAGACCUUGGCACACGUGCUUGCGUGGCUGUUUAUGGUUGAAAAUAGCUGUAGAACAGCACGUAACAAGUUCAGACCAAAAAAAGUAGAGCAGAAAGCCCCAAGAGGUUGGUAAAAAUGUGGCCGUCCUCAUCAGUCCUUAUGGAAAAUUAGAAACGAGGAUUAAAAUCCAUAUUGCUUUCCUCCGAAAAAUAAAAAAUACUUUUUCUCAUGUAAACUGAUAUCGAUAUGUAUCCCAAUAUAAAUCCAAUCACUAUUUCUGUUAACCCUAAAGGUUCCCCUUUAAACCUAAUUUGAUAUAUAAACAUAAGGUUAAUUUUUUUCCUGUCAGAAGUUAAAUAUGAUAAAUAUACUGCAACAUUGUACAACUUAUGUUUAUAUUGCUAAGACCUUUGCAUGAUAAUUAUGUUAUUGUUUUAUUGCCUAGCUCUGUGUGCACCCAUGAAGUCAAUUGAUGCAGUUUUCUUGGUGCUAGCACUGAACCCACUCAUCAAAAUACGGCCACUUCUGGCUACAAAGCCUCAAGAUGACAGUGGCCAUUUGAAGCAUCAAAAUGCAAAUCCACAAACUAUGAUGUUAUGUCUCUGGAUCUGCAGCCAUCCUCUAUAUACAGUCUAUGUGCCCAACCGACGAUUUUCCACAGCUGACAUGUUGAAUUUGCCUGGUUAAAACUGCAAAAUGAGUUUUUCCAAGAGUUUUCUCAUGAAGCCUUGUGUAAAAACAUUUUUCUUAACAGUUUCUUGUAGCAAUUCUGUUCACUCUUCAUCUCUCAAACCACAUGGGUAGCAUCCCCCUGUUGUUUAGUCUGCAGCACACUGGUAUUUUGACAGGAGUAUAAAAACAUUGUGUUGCACCUAUGUUUGCAUGUUUAGCAUUAGCGAUGGAAGUGAGGGCACCGAGUCUUGGCCAGGAUGCUGCUGAAAACCCAGGUAGUAAUAAAUGUCUUGUUUUCUAAAAUCUGCCUGCACCUGCAGCUGACCUCAGAUGACCUGCGAUAUGGAGUGUAUUUAGCCUCCCUGGGUUUCUGUAAGUGAUACAAUGUGAUCAGUAAAUGAGGCUUCUGUGGCGAGUGUGUGUGCGCUUGUUCUUCUCUCUCAGCGCACGGAGGAUUUGGUAUGUCCCAGUUCAUAACUCCCCACCCAUGCCUUCAUGCUUUCAUACCUCCUCAACUAAGGAUCCAUUGUUCUUGCACACUGUUUUGAGGUCUGUCUUUCGGUGAGUUGAAUUCAAACAAAGUCAUCUCUCACCAGAGCUUGUUCAAAAAGUUCUCACUGAAGGGCUCCAGUGGAAAUACAGACCACCUCAGUGUCCCAUUCUUAGCAGAGUAUUCCUUUUCUCUGGAGGGUACACAGAAGGAGAAGUCGCACAUGGGACAUGACUAACAAACUGCUUUGUUUGCCCGACGGAUGCCCCUAGACAGGAUAUUUUGGAAACCCUUGUUGAAAGAGCUUUUCCAGUGUACCGUGAAAAGGUUGUGUGGCAGCAGUUGUUCUCUCAAUGUGAUCUCAAAAGGCAGUUAUCAGGACAAAAGUUCUUUUUUUAACCUGUCAGCUCUUUUGGACUUUUGGAAAGUCUGAGGAAGCCUCACAAAAGUAGGGCGGGAUACAGACUUAUUCAUUUUCCUACAUUAUAGUCCCUUUCAGAUGAAGUGAGGCAGAAUGGGAAUGAUGGGAAUAUCUAAAAUACAGACAUUCAGGCAGCAACACUAAAUACCUCAGCAAAAUUCAAUAAAAACACACUCCCUAGAGACGCUUCAUCUCUGAGAAGUACGAAAUAAUACUUAUGUCACUGUCAUCUCUGUCAGCUUUAGGUCCCAGUCUCUUAGCUUGGAUACAGACGGCUUUUAAAUUUAUGGCUGAACUUUCAGUGUAAGCCUGAUAUGUACUCUGAAAGUUGUUUAGACCUGAAGCUCAGCAGUAAAUAUUAGCACUGUUUGGAUCUAAAUCUAAUAUUUGGAUGUAUGUGUGUGAGCGUUUUCUUUCUUCUCUGUCUCCUGUCACUUUAAUCCAAGUGCCUGACUGAAGUUUGGCAGUUAUUGGUCAUCUUUUAUUCAUUCCAUCUCAGUAGAUUGAAGAUAGAGCCUCUGUUCGUUUGUCCCAUAAUGUGCUGCGGUCAGUAUCCCCGUCAUUAUCAUAUCUGGAAAGUAUGUGUACUGAUAUGAAAUACUUUUAUUUUUAGUUUUAUUUCCUUUCUUCUUAUCUCCUGUCAUUGCAUAUUUUGUUUUUGUCUUUCAGUUAGAUUUACUAUCUUUUCUCCAAGCAGCAAAACUGAACAUUAGCUUUCACAUAAAACUGCACGUCUUGGUACAGAUCACAAUUAUAUACAUUUCCUUUCCUUGCUCUUUCUUCUAUCACUUCCAUGUAUUAUUUCUAACUUCCUGUAGAGCACAAAUUUACCAUGGAUCUGAAAUGUUAUGUGCAAGAAAAUAAAUUAAUCUUCAUAAUUGAUUUAUUUUGUUUUUUAAGCACAGAAUGGAAAAACAAUGCCAGGACUUUUAAUACUCUCUGUUGUGGGUUAUGUUGAUCAAACAAAGGGAGUAGUUUAAAUGGAAAAAAAAAAAGUAUAAAGUGUAAUGGUCUCUUAACAGUAGAAAUACACUAAAACUACAUUUUAAUACUGAUGCCUGGACUAAAAGUACUCUUAAUGCUCCAGCUAGAGCUGAAUAUAAGUUUACCAUUUUGGCAAAACGUUUCAGUUUUCUUCCUGCUUUGUGCACAUUCUCAUUAUAUUUCUUUUCUUGAACUGCUCUGUAAUCUUCAUGCAAAUUCUGUAACACAGUUCUUCACUAUUACUGUUUUACCUGUUUUAAUAUUCUCAUCUACAUCUACUUUUUUUAAUCCCAAUAACCCACCAGUCUAAUGGCUCAAUGUGGCGCUAAUUAUAUGCUGCUAAACAAAUCCACUAAACCAAUCCACAGAAACUUUUGUCAAUCCGAAAAGAGAUCCCAAAGUUUCCAAAAUUAACUUGACACCAAAGAAUAAAAAAUAAGAUAAAAUGUAUUGUACUGGUGUAUUGCUUGGUGCUGCUUUCAGUAGAGGGAGUUAGUCAUUCUGCCACAGCUCCUGAUUACAUCAAUGAAUCUCUACAGGACAUUGGUGGUGUAACAUUCAGGGCUCUAAUCAGACUGACCAGUAAUUGAACCUGUUAUCCCCCUCUCCUUUCUCAGUUUAGCCCCUAGCUACUGCCUGUCUUCAAUGAUACACGGAGAGGAGGGAGAGCAAGAGGACCACAAUACCCACUCAGGGACGAGCUGUCAGAAGCCCUGAAACACUAUCCUCUCUGUGUUAAAAGCACUGGGUGUUUUUAGCAGUAUUAUAUCACUGGGAUUCAGUAAGGCAGGUCGUUUGGGGAGAGUUUUCCUGAGAAAUGACUUCUAUUAAAGAGCAUUGCUCACCGAGGCUCACAUUAGGUGAUGGUUUUGACUUUUAAGACUCCCAGAGUGGAGAACGCUGUCUGGCCACAAUGCCAGUAAUGAUACUGCCCUCAAGUGGAUCCUACAGCCGUUUGUACUACAGCACUUUUAUGUCACAGAGAAAAAUGCAGAGACAGUAAAAUAUUAGGAUGAUGAAAAGAGGUGAUAAAAACUCUCCUGAUGUUCUUGGCCACUUUAGCUAUGGUAGCUAGUGUGACUCUAACAACUCUUUCCAGUUCUCUUAGCUUGGGGUCAGUGCCAAGCCUUUCCAUAAGCUGUUUUUAUAUUAGGACCUGGUUCUUGGCAUUUUAUAAAGGGAAUAUGAGUGGACCAGAGGGCCCAGGUUCUCAUGAGAAUGACAGAGAUGUGCAAAUUAUCACAGCUAAAAGCCCUAAUUGCCUGAAACCUUUCUGCAUCAAAGCUGGCCCUUCUUGUGUGGCAGAAGUGAAGCUGCGUGCUCUUUAAGAUGGAAAGGUUGAUUGCAUCAGUGGCAUUUAGAAGUAGAGAGUUUGAGGAUCGCUUAUUGUGUGGUCCACUGAUGCUCUCCUCCCCCAUUCUUCCCCAUGUAUUUCAAAGACCUGUCACCUCACGACUUGUCAAAAUCUUUCCUUCAAACAGUAAGCAAAAAUAGAAGCUAAUGAUUGAAGUUCCAUUCUGUAAACUUGCGGUUGCCGUGUGGAAUAACAGGCCUGUCGCAUGUGUUGCAUUUGUACACAUGGGAAUGAUUGGGAACAUUUUCCCUUUAGUUACUGCACCGUCAUAGGAUUAUACAGUAGAUCGCAUUGUUUAUGUGUCAAAACAAAGCUGUAACUUAAUUUUCUAAUGGGCCUGCUUGCCGCAGCUGAAAUCCGCGUUUUUGUAGCACAAGCCUAAAAAUUAAAAGAAAACCCUUAAGCUCUCCACAACUCUCUCCAGCUGUGGUUUGUAUCCAGUGGUAUUUUCCCCUUGAUACCAGUUCAUAUAUUGUUUUCUCUCUGUUCUAAAAUAUAAAAUCUGUGAAGAAAAACUACAUAAAUGCCAUUUUGGCCACCGAGAGAUUGGACGUGUCACUAAUGGAUGUAGCAGACAGUAUUGGGGGGAAAAAGUGUUUCAAAAUGUAAAUGUGUUGCUUUCCUAUUUAAUAUGACAUACACUAGCGAUUGUCCUUCCACUAAUGUGAAUAAAUGAUGAUACUUUUGGCUUUAAGUGAGGAUUUGUGGCAGUUAAUCAUUAUGAAGUGGAAAGUGAGGUUCCCUCACGACUAAUAAUAAUAAAGUGAAUCUCGUAAAAUCCAGCCCUUUUAAAAUAAAAUAAAAUACCCUCCUGCUGUCUGCACUUAGACUUUGGCACAUGUGGAUUUUCUGCCUUUGGAACAUCUGAAGAUUAAUUCCACAUUGUAAACAGGUGAGGAGUGCCUAUUAGCUCAUAAAGGACCAUCAAUCAAACUAAUUUGCUUGUGGGUUUCGUCUCACGGGGGCUCAGUUAUGCUUUGGCUUGAGGUUUCAUCUCAUGUCAGUCCAAAUGCCCACUCCCAGUCUGUUUAUCUCAGCUCUGCCACAGUGAGAAAAAUUCAGCUUCGAGUUAACUGGUUUAUUCAUCUACAUACGGCUGGAAGAGAGGCCGGGUCUGAAACAGUGGAAAACCAUCUCAGACAACGCUGGAGGACAUGGGUUCUGAUGAUGAUGAAGAUCUGGAGACAUGCAAAUCCUCCAGGAUCACAUUCCACCUCCUAGUGUGUGUGUAUGUGGGCGCAUGCAUAGGCUCAUGCACACUAAAGUGUCUAUGCAGUCUGCGCAUGUGUUCACUCUUCUGUAGGCAUCUGUCCCAACACAUGUAAUCCCUCUCAUGGAUGUUUGCGUGCCCAUAACAAUGAGCCAGUGAGCUGCUUUAUUCAUCCUGUAUGGUCCACAGUGGAAAGAGGAGACACGAGCUGUGGCACCCCCGCCAGCGGCAGCUAAACAGACAUACCAGCUCUUGUAUGUCAAGAAAAUCUACUUGCUGGAGUAAACUGCGGCUCUUCCAUCAGUUUGCAAGUUCCUCACACUUAAGUCAUAUAGAUUUCAGCCUGAAAGCAGUUUAAUAUGCAAAUGUCUCUGAGGGCUUGGAGUUUGUUGUUGUAGUAAGUAAUUCUACCCUUUUUCUUGUGCCUUUUCCUCAACCGCAUUUGAAGCCUGAGUGGCAGUUGUGACUACUUAAAGCUGUGCCACGAGUCAAUGAAGAGCUAAAGUCGUAUUUGUGUUCCACUGUGCAAGAAAACUACUGGAUUUAAUAAUGAUGUUUUAUGAAGCGUGAUUCAUAUUUCAAAGGCUGCAUAUCUGGAGUGGAAAUAAUUCAGCACUGGGUCUUAGGCAGGCUUAAAACUUUGAUCCUCCUUGGUGAUCUUGACUUGAUUUUUUUCUGUGUGUUUUUAUGUUCAAAUUAAAAUGUUUGGGGUUUUUUUUGCUUGUCUAUUAGAAGACAGACUUCUAUAAUUGAGCGAUUAGUUGUGGUUUAAUAGCCGUAGCUGUCUUCCAUUUGCAAAGAGACACCCGGCAUUCUUGCUACUUUCCCAGGGUCCUCGUCCCGUACACUUGGGUGGUAAUCAGCUGAUAAUCGUGCUCAUCACAUUUAUCAUCCCCACAGUAUUUCAGAUCAUCCAAACACAUGUAGCAUUUCAAAAACCUUCCGUGUGAACAUGUAAUUGGUUUUAGAUAACAACUGAAGGAAUGCUUUCAUCUAAUAAACAAUGAAAAGACGCAAUCACAUUUACCAAAACUUUCAGUUUCUCGCAUUGAUGAACCAGUGCAUAUUCCUUAGUCUAUAUGAGUAACUUUGUGCUAUCAGCCACAUUCUGUUGACUGCUUACAGAUGUACUGCCCAAUCUCCUCGUUUCAUUGUACCAUUGAUUAAACCACAGAAGAAUGGCUUGGGUACACGAUAAAGAAAAAUGGCACGCUUGAUCUUAUUCCUCAGAAAAAUCAAAAGGCAUACUAAGAAGCGGUGGCAUAUGACAGAAUGGCUCUGGAGCCCAUUCAUCAUAUUUUAAUUCCAUAUAUUAUUUAUUUAUUUUCUUCCAUUUCACCUAUGUUACUUUAAUCAAUGAAGCUACAAUUGGUGAUCUGUACUCCAAUACCUCAGUUCCCCCUUCAGUUUCUUGGUGUGGAAAAUCAAUGUCAUCUGAUUCCUCCUCCUGCUGGUUCUGAUUAUUGAGGAGUGCUCUAGGAGCUCUGGAUCCCAGGUUUUCUUGCUCCCUUUAACCACGGUCAGGCCCAAUUCCACGCUCAUCGCUCUCACACCUCGUUGCACUCCCAUCCAGGCCCUGCACAAGCUGGCUAGUGGAGCUAGGCUGUAAGGUCAAGAAAGGACAGAGUGACAGAAAGCUUAUUUUCUGCUCCAGAUGCGUUAAACUGCCGACACCAAUCUGUAAUACUAAAUGUAUUUAGAAGCCAGGUCCAAAUAUGUGCUAAACAGGAUGUUCCAGAUCACAAAUCACAGAUGAUUUGUCAUUUUAGCAGGAUAUAUUUUUAAUAUAUUUUUAUUUUCCUCUAUGUGGGUGUUAGAAAAUUAAAAGCUUUGUGAAAAGCCCCCCUAAAUGUUUUUAUUCCUUUCUAAGAAACCCUUCAUUUUGAGAGUUGGCUGAUGAAAGCGGCUGCAGACCCAGGAGAAUAGCUGUCAGCCUGGUUGGUGUUAUUUUGCUGAAAUACUGCAAGUCUGAUUCAAAUCUGUUGUAAGGGAUAAUUUGCCAUUACUAAAACCUGGAUUCUGCAUUGUAGGUUUGACCAUUCUUUUUGUCUGACAGUAUUGCACUUUGAUAGGUUUGUUUUUGGAUCUUAAACAAGACAAGCGAAAGUGGGAAUAAUGAUAAAGACUUCCUGAACAAAGCAUGGUGGGUUUCUAAGUGACAAUAUGUUGAGUGGAUUAUAUAGCUUUUGGUGGUAUGUCUUCCACCGCAAACAUUGCAAAUAUGUGCAAUGUUUUGGAAAGCUUUACAGACAGUAACUAAAGGUUGAAGGGCUGAGCUAGUGAUUACUUAUUAUAACAAGGGUUGCAUACCUCUGCCAAGGCAGAAAAUUCCCUCUGCACUAUGCAUGAGUUGAGUACCAGGAUUAAGAAGAACAUCUGGACCCAGUAUAGUCUCUGAUAUUUUCUUGGGAACAUCCAGGCAAUAUCUCACAAUGUCUUCUUAUUGCAAUCUCUGUGAGUUCGAUGUGCCCACUUCAGGCCAAAAACAAAUUUACUGCCACAGCUGGAGGAGUUUAAGUAUCACCGGGUCUUGUUCAUGAGUGAGAGGAAAGUGAAGCAGGAGAUCGACUGAUGGAUUGGUGCAGUGUCAGCAAUGAUGUGGACUCUGUAGCGGUGAAGAAAGACCUGAGCACGAACGCAAAACAGUCGAUUCAUUGGUUGAGCUCUGCUCCUACACUCACCUCGCGGUAGUGUCAGAAAGAAUACGAUUGUGGAUACAAGCAUUGGAAAUUAGCCUCCUCCUAUGGGUGUCUGGGCUCAGAGAUGGGAUGAGGAGCUGGCCAUUUGGGACUCAGAGCUUCCUGGGCACCUCCUAGUAUUUGAGAUGUUCCAGUCGUGUCCUUUCCAGGAAGAGGACCUGAGACACCCCCAGGAUAUGCUUUCAGCUGGCUCAGAAGUGCCUUUGUGUCCCCCUAAAUGUGCUGGAGGAGGUGGCCGGAAAGCGGAAGGUCUGGAUGUCUCUGCUUAGACUGCUGCCCCUAAACCCAGAUAAGCAGUGAUAGAUGGAUCUGAUAUGUAUUUGAGAGGUAUAGAGAUGGUCAGAAUCAAUUGCACAGAUAAUAGGGUGCCAAGUGAGGAACUGUGAUACUGCACAAGGAAGUCACAGUAAGACAGUGGUGAAGUGUGCAGUAGGAGUGACAGAUGGGUUUAAAGUGGGAGUAGGAUUCGAUCAGGGAUCUGCUCUGAGCUCCUUUGCGAUGGUGAUGGACAGGUGAACAGUUGAGGACAGGUAGGAGUUUCUGUGGACUAUGAUGUUCAUAGACAACAUUGUGAUCUGAGCAGGUGGGAGAGAACAUGGAGGGGUUGAAGGUAUGCAAUGGAGAGAAGAGGAACAAAAGUAGAAGCAAGACAAAGUACAGUUGGAAAGGUGAAGAUGCAAGGAGAAGAGGUAGUCAAGGUAGAGGAUGAUGCAUGGUUUAUAGAUGGUGGCAAUAGUUAAAAAAUUCCAAAAAGCUUCAUGCAAAGAAAAGAGGAAGACAACAGAGAAGAUUAAUGCAAAGCAUUAGUGUGACAGGAGGUGACGCUUGAGAUAAUGUUUGUGAAACUAAGGCAGUGGCAGUCCCUAAAGUGAGGAGCUGAAAGAUCUCAUUACAGUCUAAUUAUCUGCUGGGAAACACUGGAUCCUUUGGGGUCUUGACGUGUGCCUCCACCCCCAGCCUCAACAGUUCAGUGCUGAUUUGUCAGCACGAGGGCGAGCUGCGCAAUAUGAAGGAGGUGGUUUUUAGCCAUAAGCUGCAGGUGCUGUAGCAAACAAAAAACAUGAAUGUUUUUUGGUGUUUGAGUAGAAAACAUUUUACUGCAUUACAAAAACUUAAUCUUUUCCAGACCUUUGCUUUUCUUUUUCUCUCUCUGUGUGCUGUUUUGUGUUCUGAGUAUACUCUUUGCUGCGUGUUGUUGCACAUUUGUCUUUAAUGCUUAAUGCUACAUCAAAAGCCAUAAUGAAGUCCACAGUUUCUAUAUGAAAAAGGGCAGGUUGAGCAUGAAGCAUAAAUCUGUGUAAGGAAACAAGCCAUGGUUUUAAAAAAGCGAAGCUCCUUGAACUCCAUUCCCUUUGAAAAAAUGGAAAACAGGUCACUCACUGACGUCAUCAAGAAACUAAAUCAAAGUAGGGAGUCAAUGCAGCCUAUAAGGAAUGAAAUCAGGGGAGUGAGAACCAUUUAAAGUGCAUUGCGCAGGCGGUCUGCAUAGAAAAAAGAAACAGAUACAGACGAGAGGAAUCACGAAAGCAAAACAACCACAACAGUGGAGCCCGCCUUAAAGGGCCAAACUGGUCUCCUUUUGUCUGAACGUGUGGUUUACUGCAGAUCUGUCCAAUAUCAUGCACCAUAAAUAUCAAAGGAGAUCUUAUCGGUUCACAUUAAGGGAGCUUGAAUUUUAACCACAUUUCUGAAAAAAGAAACUGGUUUACUUCUGUUCCGUUCUGAUCUUUUCGCCCUUUUUUGAAAAUUGCUUUCGGCUGUUGAUUGAACAAGCUGUGAAACUGACACGCUAGUCGACAAAAUCCACCACCAGAAUUUGCGAUUGUUAAUAUCAAAUUAAAGUGGUGAAUUCAGAAUACCACGCACUUCAUGCCGUGUUUAGAUUUUUCUCUCGUUAGGGGAAUUCUUGUGGAAAGCGUGCGUGUAAAUUUUAAACAUCGAAUUUGUCACUCGUGUCUAUGUAGAGCAGAGCACAGCCAAGCCAUUGAUGUUACAAAUCCAACUAACAGAUCUGUUUCUUUCUUUUGUCCUUACUGCAAGUGGAACAACAUGGGUGUGCUUGAACAUUGUUUCCAACUGUUUUGAAUUGGCUGCUAAUGCUCACUGGAUGCUUCUGGCUGAAGUUUUGAGGUUACAAACCCUGUGAUGACUUAAACACACUCAUGUCUCCUGAGAAGAGACAUAAAAGUGAACAAAUGGUUAUUCGAACUGUUAUGUUGGGACUUUAUUCACACUAGCAGUGUGUUGUUGUCUUGUUUUAAUUGAAUGUUCUUUAAAAAAUGACCUCACUGUCUUUUGUUUUUCUCCUCCUGUUGUCUCUCUGGC